AUGACCUCUCUCAUAACCUUCCCACAAUUCAACCUCUUUCCAACAGAAAUCCACUCCCUUAUACUCGCUCAAUGUCUCUACAACGACGAGAUAUGUCUCCGUCUCACCUCAAAAUAUCUCUACACACUUCCUCCAACAAAACGUUUGUACGAAGUAAGCAUACCAAGAUUGUCCAAUCUACCACUCGUGUCUUUAGAUAACCAAGAUGGUAUCAAUCGAUGCGAGCAUGAAUUUUCACCGGAACAUAGAUGGGAAUGCCAUGCAUUGCGGAAGUUAGACUGGGAUCGCCAGAAAGCAAUGGCAGCUGGAACCAAUCCAGAUGAUGUGAAGAUGAUGGCAGUUUGCCCGGAAGAAGAACGACAUAAUCUUUACUCAUGGGAAAUUCGCAUGGCGAGGAACAAAUUUCGACCAGGCGCUCGAGGCUGUCAAACUCGUGAAUCUGGCUGGGUGCACUGUAUUUGUUUCGACAUUCCGCUUUACAAACGACUUAUUACUUGGAUCAAGAACACCAAGGGCGGGAAGAACUUGACGUUUUGUAGUUCUUGCCAGAAAUUUACAACUCGAAGGAAAGCGACGCAGUAUCGGUGUCGUAAAUGUCGGCCGAGGCACACAAGACGACGAACAGCAGGUUUGACAUUGAGAACGCACAGAUGGGGAGCGUGGAGACGUUCCAAUUGGGGACCUCGUGAUUGGAAAGAUGGGUUCAAUAAUGGUGCUAUGGAUCGGAUGGAGAAGAGAUUGAGAGGUGGAUUGGAGCAGAGAAAAGGUGGAAGCAGGUACGAGAUGAGGAAAAUUGCUGGGAAAGAAGUCAAUACUGGUAAUAUGAGAGGAGGGCAUUCGGCGGAGUACUGCUAG
Glarea lozoyensis ATCC 20868 is the source of this 855-nucleotide messenger RNA. RefSeq lists its product as uncharacterized. Bases 1 to 855 code for a protein of 284 amino acids. Lineage: Eukaryota; Fungi; Ascomycota; Leotiomycetes; Helotiales; Helotiaceae. The transcript has a single exon. The record is from RefSeq and is a predicted model, not a curated record.